GUGCGUUCCAGCCGCCAGUCCUGCCGCACCGCGCCGCACCGCAUCGCACCGCGCCGGCUCCGGGGCGCCUGCUGCUGCUCGGGAGUAGUGGAUCGGGGGAAAGAGAAUCCGGCCGCUCCGGAGGGACAAGCUGCCCGCGCCGCGGUUCGAGCGGCCUCCCCGUGCGCUGCGCCGCCGCCGGGAGCGCGGCUUCAUCUGUAGUGCGUGUCACUGGGCCUGGCACUCAUCGCGGCUUCAAAGGAACCUAUUGGAGGUCGUGUCAAAAUGGAACGUGAGUGUAUGGAGAAGAUCAACCAUUACUGUCAAAAGCAGAAAUUUACCCUGGUUUAUGCUGAUGUCAGCAUGACUGGCCCAUCUCAUGAUCCCGUGUUCACCAUUGCGGUUAAGAUAAAUGGUAAAAAAUAUGGUACAGGCACUGGUAAAAAUAAGAAGGAAGCAAAAGCAAUCGCAGCAAAAAAGACCUGGGAAAUGAUUGAGAAACGGCCAGAGAGUCCUUCAAAUACCCAAGCUGCAGAAUUACCAACAAUUCAGAUGACCUUAUUACCUGUACAGUCCGGUGACUAUGUCAGCCAACUAAAUACGUAUUCACAAAGGACCUUGCAAAGAGUUGAUUAUCCUAACACACGUACUGGAGAUGCUCAUGCUCCUGUGUUUUCUUGUCGCUGUACAAUUAGUGGUUAUGUGUAUGGAAAUGGCACUGGACCUUGUCUAGCUGCUGCAAAACAAGCUGCUGCAAAACAAGCAUUUGAGAAGCUAGUUGAGGAAGGCGCUAUAACAAUGGGAAAUGAAACAUCUAACAGCAACUCUACAUUUAGCAACAAUAGCGAUUCCCAUCAAGUGUCAACUCAGUCUGACUCGGAUUGCUUACUUUUCAGUAGCAACAGUAUUUGCUUUAAAGACUCAGCUGCAAAUUUGGCAGACAAAAUGAAAAACAUGGCAGUAUGUGAAAAGCCUUCACCUUCUCAGAGAAACACACCAAGUUCUGCUCUGAAACCCCAAAGAAAAUUGGCAGCUAAUUUUGAUAAUGCGAGAGACAAGGAAGAGGUAAAAAAGAUGUCAGAUGAGAGUUUGCCAGGGUUGGACACAAAUACCAGUGAGGGAAAUGAAAGCCCAUACACUAUGGAUAAAAGAUUUCUCGAGAGUUUUAAGAACAUAGAACCUAUUGGUGAAGGUGGCUUUGGGAAUGUUUUCAAAGCAACAGCAAAGCUUGAUGAGAGGACCUAUGCAGUCAAACGAGUUCAAUUCACAAAGAACAUGCGUGAAGUAAAACAACUUGCAAGACUUGAACACAAAAACAUUGUGCGGUAUUACAAUAGCUGGCCAGGGUACGACCAUGUAACUUCUCCAGCCUCAAGGCAGAAGUCAGACAAAAAAAUUCUCUGUCUUUUCAUUCAAACGGAAUUAUGUGAACAAGGGCCAUUGGAAAACUGGAUUGAAAAGAACAGACGAGACCGAAAGUAUCAUGAGAUGGCACAAACCACAUUUUUGCAAAUACUGGAAGGAGUAGAAUAUAUUCAUUCUAAAGGCUUAAUUCAUCGAGACCUCAAGCCUCAGAAUAUAUUCAUAUCAGAUGAAGAUAAAAUAAAAAUAGGCGACUUCGGUCUUGUGACUUCUGUGACAUGUGAGAAUCUGACUGGGAACACAGGAACAAAAUCAUAUAUGGCACCAGAACAGUUCGGGGACAGAUACGGAAAGGAAGUAGAUAUUUAUGCACUGGGGUUAAUUUGGUUUGAGAUUCUUUCGGCAUUCAGUGGUCAUGAGAAAGAGAAGGUAUGGAGUGAAGUUAGAGAUGGUGAACUUCCAGAGAGCUUCAGCAACCGAUUUCCAUCAGAGGUAUGGGGUUUUAAUACAUUAUUUCAAUUAGUUUAUUUACUAAUUAAAGAUAAUUUACUGACAUUUAUUUCUUUAUACAGGCACCCAUAAUCAAAAAGAUGCUUUCAAGAGACCCUUCACGAAGAUACUCUGCAUCUCAAAUACUUGAACUUUUAAAGUCUGUUGAUAAAGACAAGCCAUUUAGAACUCAUACUAAGUAAAUGUCCUUUGAAAAAGCUUUUACUGUGUUUAAAUCCAGAGUUUGAUGUCUCUUAAAACUGAUGAAAUACCAGUACAUGUCAGAAGCAACAGCAAGACUUGGGUUAUGUCUUUUCCUUGGUGUUUUGCCUUCCUGCCAUUGAGAAGCUCAUCAGCAUCAUAUCACCAUUCACACCCAUCAGCUGCAGACCAGGGUACCAUGCUUCUGCAAGCAAUCACUUGCGAGUUUACCUGGAAACACAGGUUGUGGAUGAGCUGAACUAUAUUCUACAGCACAUAAAGCAACCUAGUCCUCGUCUCCUAGAAGAUUAAGUUGUGGUGGUGCUAACUGGCCUGUGACAAAUCACUGUAUGCGUGCUCUUAACACGUGUUGCAUCCAUUAUCAGUUGAGGUUAUCUACCAUUGAAGAAGUGCUGUCUUGUGGUAUGUGAUUCAAACCUUUCUGAUUUGUUCAGUGAUGUUUUUAAUAAUUACUAGAAUACUGUCAUUAAUACAAAGACUAAUUGAGGUAGAGAAAAUACUAGGAAUUGGUGUUGGGUUAUUCACUGAAUUUCAGUUCUUUACGGUUCUUUUUUUUUUUUUUUUCCAACAGUUCUUUACAGCAGCUCUACAUUCCUGUUGAACACCUACUUCCUUCAGUGCUCUAGAACUUAAAAAUACAGUAAUAGAGUUUAGACUUGCUUUAAACUUCCAAAACCAGAUUUUGAGUGGGUGCUUGCUUAAAAGGAAUAAUAUAAAUGAAUGCACAGUAAUUUUUAUAUUCUUAUGGAAAUUAUUGCUGGUCUGCAAGUAUUUAUUGCUAAGUAAGAAUCUGAUUUACA
Pezoporus flaviventris is the source of this 2852-nucleotide messenger RNA. RefSeq names its product eukaryotic translation initiation factor 2 alpha kinase 2 (gene EIF2AK2). The coding region runs from base 265 to 1923 and encodes 552 amino acids. The transcript has 15 exons. Lineage: Eukaryota; Metazoa; Chordata; Aves; Psittaciformes; Psittacidae. Gene Ontology annotation, biological process: protein phosphorylation. Gene Ontology annotation, molecular function: protein kinase activity; ATP binding. The record is from RefSeq and is a predicted model, not a curated record.